UUUUGUAGUUAUUUUAAUUUAAAUUUCCCUUUCAGUAUUCCAACACUUCGAGAACAUUGCCAAUCUUAUUCACACAAAAUUCGAAUGAUUGGAAGUGGUAGAUGUUUACAAAACGAAAUUGAAAAUGUUUUGGAAUCUUUUUUGAGUGAAUUGUCUUUAAGUUGUGGAAUUUGUGAUUGGGAAGAGAGUGGAAAUGAAAAAAUAAUUUCUUUGGCUUUUGAGCAUGCCAACACUCAUUCUGAACAAUUUAUUGAAAUUACAAAACAAACUGAUAAUUUAAUUCAAAAUAAUUCAAAUAAAGGUAAACAAACCUUUAAAUAA
Messenger RNA from Meloidogyne enterolobii, 321 nucleotides. NCBI's taxonomy places the organism in Eukaryota, Metazoa, Nematoda, Chromadorea, Rhabditida, Meloidogynidae. The record is from the annotation of a GenBank genome assembly.